AUGGCUCCCAGCUAUUAUCGUGCGCCAUAUGCUGACCCUAGUACUGAGGAGGAACAGCUCGUUGUUGAGAAAGAUGAGUACACCACAAGAUUGCCGAUCCAAGCAAGAAGAUCUUCGCCAUUGGUCUCAUGGUUUGUGCGGUUGGCACUAGUUGUCUCGGUGGUUGCAAACCUAGCACUAUGGAUCAGAGCGCGGACGUUGAAGGUUGAUACUCACCAGAUGUUUUCUCCAGCAAUUCCUUUCAUUGCAUACGAAGACGUCGUCACGACAAGUGGUUUCGGUCGCGAUAUAUCACCAUACAUGGGGAAACCAACACCAGAGAAAGAUGAGCUCUGGCGUGGUCUGUAUAAUUUCGGCAUCAGUAGAAUACCGAUGAAGGAUGCUGCCAGGCUGGCGAACAGGACGGUACCGAUUGGGAACGAUCCUGGGUAUUAUGCUGUGACGCUAGAUGUAUUCCAUGAGCUGCAUUGUCUGAAUGCUAUUCGGCGGCGCCUAUGGUGGGACGGCGUACCCGACCCAGAGGAACCAUUGAUGGAUAUGCCACAUCUCGAUCAUUGCGUCGACAUGAUUCGUCAAAACCUGAUGUGUUCCUCAGACAUAACUCCUCUACCGUGGGUGUGGGACAGAACGCAAAAGAAAGCCCUUGCCGUGGGGAAGGUGAUCCGUACUUGUCGGAAUUUUGAUAUGAUCCGACAAUGGGGGAUUGAUAACAAGGUCCGGGAAUUCAAUACUUCCAUUUACGUAGAAGACCCUCUGGGAAAUAUGGAAAUCAACUAA
Molecule: messenger RNA, 777 nt
Organism: Exophiala bonariae
Lineage: Eukaryota; Fungi; Ascomycota; Eurotiomycetes; Chaetothyriales; Herpotrichiellaceae
Exons: 4
Coding region: 1-777 (258 amino acids)
Biological process (GO): mycotoxin biosynthetic process
Source: RefSeq, a predicted model, not a curated record